AUGCAAACCACUAAAUGUUGUGCUACCGUGAAACUAUGCGAUUUGGUUAAAUUUAUGGUUUUCACCUACAACUUGAACGGUGAUGUACAAAGUCAAGUUCAGAGUGCUCUAAAUACGGCUGAAAGCUACAACUUUGUGAAACGAAAUAAUGACCGUUAUUCUUUAAUAUGCCCCGCAGCUAGGCUACAUUUAUCGCCAUCGCUUUGUCUCAAGGAAGAACUUAAGCGUAUCCAGACAAUAUUUCCAAGUAAAAAUAGGAAAAAUAGUACAAGUAACUUAUGCACGUCUAGGUCAUCAAGAUUAAGAAAGCCAGCUUCGAAUGCCUUAUGUGUAUGUCCAUCGAGCGGCGAAGAAAGUAGACAAUGUCCAGUCACACGGUCAAAACGUAAGAAUAAACCAGAAGAAUGUAAUGUUACAACUACAAACGAUUGCCCUGCCCCGAGCUUCUUGGACAAAUUCUGGCCAUUAUCUUUACCAAAAAAGAAAAGAAGCAAUUCUACAAAUACGCAACAAUUAGCUAAUUGUGGUUUGGAGAAGUGUCCGGCAACUAAAUCGAGAAAAAAACGGAAACGACAAGUGAGAAAUAGACCACGAAUAAAGUGUUCUUUGGAAGAUCUCAAAAGUAAAAUUUUGGGCGGUAACAGAACUAAACGUGAGUGCACUUGUGAGUCUACGAGUGAGACUACGAGCGAGUUUUCAAGCGAACCUACCACCAGUAAUACAAAAAAGGAUAUUAUUCGGUCCUGCAAUACAAAUACAUGUGAGGGACAGCGUGGAGAUACUUCUUCAAAUAGUUCGUGCUGA
This is a messenger RNA of Ceutorhynchus assimilis (cabbage seed weevil), 804 nucleotides long. The record is from the annotation of a GenBank genome assembly. NCBI's taxonomy places the organism in Eukaryota, Metazoa, Arthropoda, Insecta, Coleoptera, Curculionidae.